Messenger RNA from Macroventuria anomochaeta, 1583 nucleotides. RefSeq lists its product as uncharacterized. Gene Ontology annotation, molecular function: 23S rRNA (adenine(1618)-N(6))-methyltransferase activity. Lineage: Eukaryota; Fungi; Ascomycota; Dothideomycetes; Pleosporales; Didymellaceae. Gene Ontology annotation, cellular component: nucleus. The record is from RefSeq and is a predicted model, not a curated record. The transcript has a single exon. Bases 143 to 1444 code for a protein of 433 amino acids. Gene Ontology annotation, biological process: rRNA base methylation.
CCAAUUAGCGUGCGGUGGCCCGAGCGUCUUCUCAACUUCUCGCUCAAGCUUCAGACACACAGCAACAACAAGCACUCAGCAUUCGCCAUCAGCGCCUUUCAACUUCAACUACGAGGCUUCCUAGCUCUCAUCUGUAAAUACCAUGGACCUUGCACAACGACCACCUUACAGCACAGUUGACUUCAAAGCACUUGCCAAAGCUGACCCAGACUUCAAGCAAACAUGGCAAGCGUGCUCCGGCAAACUCGAUUUUCAGGACCCGAGCACUCUCCAAGUCUUGUCCAAGGCUAUCCUCAAGGUCGACUUUGGCCUUGAACUCUCCGUCCCAGAUGACAGGCUCUGCCCACCAAUACCCAACCGGUGGAACUACGUAUCCUGGAUUCAAGGCUUGCUUGACUCUACAGCACCAUCCUACUCCAACAAGUAUGACCCUGAGAGAGAGGCCACGGGUCUUGACAUCGGCACCGGCGCAUCAGGCAUCUAUGCGCUGCUGUGCAUGAAGAGCAGGUCAAACUGGACCAUGUGUGCUACCGACAUCGACAAGAUCUCUUUCGGAUCUGCGGCUGCCAAUUUUGCAAAGAACAACCUGCUAAGCAGGACGAAAAUGCUACACACCACUCCCUCGAUGCCUUUGAUCCCACUUGAAGCACUAGGCACACAGCAGCUAGACUUCACACUCUGCAACCCACCCUUUUUCACCGACUCCACCGAGAUGGAGAGGUCUCUCAGUGGCACAGGAAAAGCUACAGGGCCAAACGCUAUCUGCACAGGCUCCAGCAAUGAAAUGGUCUGUUCUGGCGGUGACCUCGGCUUCGUCACGAGAAUUGUCGAGGAGUCCCUUGUUCUUCGCGACAAAGUGACAUGGUACAGUAGCAUGCUUGGCAAGCUUUCCAGCGCCAAAGCUAUUGUCGAGCUUCUUAAGUCGCAUGGUAUCACUAACUGGGCUGUCGGUGUGCUAGAUCCGGGGACGAAGACCGGGACAAAGAGAUGGGUCGUUGCAUGGAGUUUCGGUGACGCGAGACCACGAAACAGUAUUGCUCGUCCGCCUGGUGGUAGCUUCCCACACGAACUGCUACCUUUCCCAACUUCAUACAAUAUAUCGCUGCCUUCUUCGAUGAUCGGCUCUGCCGCUAUCGAUAAGCUGAACGAUCAACUAUCGACUUUGGACUUGGUCUGGAAGUGGCACACAGCAACAGCGACUGGCGUCGGUGAAGCGUCGGAGAACGUUUGGGGAAGAGCGUACAGGAGAGCAUACGAACGGCGGAAGAGAGAAGGCCAGGUGGAAAUGCACGCUAAUACGUUCGACAAAAAGGCGAAGCUGGCCUUUCGCAUCACUGUUAUCCAGCUGGCUGGCGAGAUCGUGCUUGAGUGGCUUAGGGGAGAUGAUCAGGUCCUGUGGGAGAGCUUCUGCGGCUGUGUGCAUCGGUGGUUCAAACAGACGUAGAUAACACCUGCCUGCUAGGGUUCUGGUGCAAACGGGAAAGAGCAGGCACCCACUUCUAAAGCUCAUCUUCAGCCCUAAUCUGCGCUCUCUCACCUCUGCUCCUCGCUCAGUUAUCUCCUACUGCCUAUUCCAGCACCAU